CCCCUCCUCGCAUCGCGGUAUGACCGCCAACCCAAUCCGACCAAGCCGAUACAGACCCGGGAAACCGAUCGCCGAAGAGCCCUCUUCCUCAGAAGAGGAAGAAGAAGACGACGAGGCAGAGCAAGAAAAGAUCCGAGAACAAGAGCGGCGCAGAUUAGAGGAACAGCGACGGAGACAGCAGAGGCUACAGGCGCCGAAGGCGACUUCGUUCCCUGGCGCGGCGGCUACAGGGAAAAUUACACAGGGAGUUCAGGAUGUUAGGAUUGAGCAGGGGGAUGAGGACGAGGAAGGGUUUGUGACUGAGGAAGAAGAGGGAGAGGAAGAAGAAGAAGAUCAAGAGGAGGGUAGGGGAGCGGCAAAGGCAGUAGAGGCUGCUGAGGCUGUGAAGCAAGUAUCGGGGUCUGUCGGGGGGGUAGCGAAACCGGAGGAAGAAGAAGAGGAGGAGGAAGAGGAAGAAAGUUCCGAGGAAGAGAGCAGCUCUGAAGAUGAAGCUCCCCGACGAGUUCUUUUACGGCCUACAUUUAUCAAAAAGGAUAAACGCGCGAAUGGCGCGAACGAACAGCAGGCACAGGUUUCAUCGGUUGAUUCGAUGGCAGAAACAGAGGCAAAGAAAGCCCAACGACAGGAGAAAGCGGAUGCGCUUGUUCGAGACCAGAUCGAAAAGGAGGCUAUCGCGCGAAGUGCCGCCAACAAGGCUUGGGAUGACGACGAGGUCAUAGAAGGGGAGGAAGGCGCUAUCGAUGAUACAGAUGGGAAGGACCCCGAGGCGGAAUAUGCCGCGUGGAAACUUCGGGAGCUCAAGCGUAUUAAACGAGAGCGCGAGGCGAUUGAGGCCGCAGAAAAGGAGCGCGAGGAGAUCGAACGUCGUCGUAACCUCACCGCUGAGGAGCGCGAACGCGAAGAUAACGAAUUUAUCGCCAAGCAGAAGGAUGAUAAAGACGCUGCCCGUGGGCAGACCGGAUAUAUGCAACGCUACUUCCACAAAGGCGCUUUCUUCCGCCCUGACCUUGAAAAAGAGGGGCUCGAUAGACGGAACGUUAUGGGCGCCAGGUUUGCAGACGAUGUUGCCCGAGAGACUUUGCCACAAUACAUGCAGAUCCGUGACAUGACGAAGCUAGGAAAGAAGGGCCGCACAAGGUAUAAGGAUCUUAGAUCGGAGGACACCGGGCGAUUUGGUACUGGCUUUGACAGCAGACCCCGUCGCCAGGGCGAUGCUCCUAUUGGCAUUACCGACGAGCGCUUCUUACCCGAUCGCAGGGAUGACCGUCCUGCGGGUCCAACGGGUGCAAAUGCUUCUACAGUCCGUGAGAGGCGUAGGUCGAGGUCUCGUUCGGGCUCACCCAGACGGGACCGUCGAGACAGAUACGAAGACCGUGACCGAAGCCGUUCUCGGGAUAGAUAUCGCCCAGAUGCUAGCAGUCGCAGGAAACGGAGUCCUUCCCCCUACGAAGAUCGAGACAAGCGAAGGCGAAUGCGAAGCGUGUCUUAAUUGGUGACUGAUCGAGAUAUACCCCAAGCAAAAAAAAAAAAAAAAAAAAACACAUUCUUUUCUUACUGGCGUUGGGUAUAAUUCAAAGCAUGGGUGGCCUAAGGUUAUGAUGCAUGACAUUGUAAAAAUAAUACAUUUUGACAUAUCAUCCAACUUAUAUAUU
Messenger RNA from Aspergillus ochraceoroseus IBT 24754, 1652 nucleotides. Its product is annotated as microfibrillar-associated 1 family protein. The transcript has a single exon. The record is from RefSeq and is a predicted model, not a curated record. The coding region runs from base 20 to 1489 and encodes 489 amino acids. Gene Ontology annotation, molecular function: RNA binding. Lineage: Eukaryota; Fungi; Ascomycota; Eurotiomycetes; Eurotiales; Aspergillaceae. Gene Ontology annotation, cellular component: U2-type spliceosomal complex. Gene Ontology annotation, biological process: mRNA splicing, via spliceosome.